Messenger RNA from Mesoplodon densirostris (Blainville's beaked whale), 1530 nucleotides. RefSeq names its product AGBL carboxypeptidase 4 (gene AGBL4). Bases 1 to 1530 code for a protein of 509 amino acids. Gene Ontology annotation, biological process: proteolysis. Gene Ontology annotation, molecular function: zinc ion binding; metallocarboxypeptidase activity. The transcript is spliced from 13 exons. Lineage: Eukaryota; Metazoa; Chordata; Mammalia; Artiodactyla; Ziphiidae. The record is from RefSeq and is a predicted model, not a curated record.
AUGGUUGUCUUCAGUUUGCCACUGGCUUCAUAUGCUUCUAGUGAUACUUUAUUCAUGAAGGAAAGGGCUAGGGUGAUUGAGGGCAAUGAUCUGGGAAAUGAUGAUACCAUCGGAGGGAAUGUGAGCAAAUAUAUGGUGCUUCCAACUGGAUACUGUGGACAGCCCAAGAAAGGACAUCUUAUCUUUGAUGCUUGCUUUGAAAGUGGUAACCUUGGACGGGUGGACCAGGUCUCUGAGUUUGAGUAUGAUUUAUUCAUUAGGCCGGAUACCUGUAAUCCACGCUUCCGAGUCUGGUUCAACUUUACUGUUGAGAACGUGAAAGAAUCACAGAGAGUCAUUUUCAACAUCGUUAACUUCAGCAAAACUAAAAGUCUUUAUAGAGAUGGGAUGGCCCCUAUGGUGAAAUCUACCAGCAGACCAAAAUGGCAAAGACUGCCACCUAAAAAUGUUUACUACUACCGCUGCCCAGACCAUGGGAAGAAUUAUGUGAUGUCCUUUGCAUUUUGUUUUGACCGAGAAGAAGAUAUUUACCAGUUUGCUUACUGCUACCCAUAUACGUACACUCGCUUUCAGCAUUACCUUGACAGCCUGCAAAAGAGAAACAUGGAUUACUUCUUCCGGGAGCAGCUGGGUCAGAGUGUGCAACAGCGGCACCUAGACCUCCUGACGAUAACCAGCCCUGACAACCUUCGGGAGGGGGCAGAGCAGAAGGUGGUAUUCAUCACAGGACGAGUCCACCCGGGGGAAACACCCUCUUCAUUCGUGUGUCAAGGGAUCAUUGACUUCCUCAUAAGCCAGCACCCUAUUGCUCGUGCCCUACGGGAACACCUGGUCUUCAAGAUUGCACCCAUGCUCAACCCUGAUGGCGUCUACCUGGGCAAUUACAGGUGCUCUCUGAUGGGGUUCGACCUGAACCGUCACUGGCUGGAUCCCUCUCCAUGGGCCCACCCCACCCUGCAUGGGGUGAAACAGCUCAUCAUUCAGAUGUACAACGACCCAAAAACAAGCCUGGAGUUUUAUAUUGACAUCCACGCCCACUCCACCAUGAUGAAUGGCUUCAUGUAUGGCAACGUCUUUGAAGAUGAGGAGCGGUUCCAGAGGCAGGCCGUCUUCCCCAAGCUCCUCUGCCAGAACGCUGAGGACUUCUCCUACUCCAGCACGUCCUUUAACCGAGAUGCCGUGAAAGCAGGAACUGGCCGUCGCUUCCUCGGUGGGCUGCUGGACCACACUUCGUAUUGCUACACCCUCGAGGUUUCCUUCUACAGCUACAUCAUCGGUGGCACCACGGCCGCUGUGCCCUACACAGAGGAAGCCUAUAUGAAGCUGGGGCAGAACGUGGCGAGAACGUUUUUGGAUUAUUACCGGCUGAACCCCAUGGUCGAGAAAGUGACGAUCCCCAUGCCAAGGCUGCGGAAAGAAACGCCCCCCUACAAGCGCUCACUCCUGCGGGGCCCAGCCAGCAGCCACCCCAACAGCAAAGGGGGCAAGAAGAGCUCAGUGAACCACAAAGACCCUUCAAACUCUUUUUAA